This is a messenger RNA of Botrytis cinerea B05.10, 1706 nucleotides long. RefSeq lists its product as hypothetical. NCBI's taxonomy places the organism in Eukaryota, Fungi, Ascomycota, Leotiomycetes, Helotiales, Sclerotiniaceae. The transcript is spliced from 3 exons. Bases 62 to 1288 code for a protein of 408 amino acids. The record is from RefSeq and is a predicted model, not a curated record.
GCUUACUUUUCAUUUUCCUAAAAUCUUUGAUUCUCGGGAUUCAGCGUGUCAUUCCGCGACCAUGGGCGCUCAAGUUAUUCCACCAGAGACUACCAGUACCGCUCUUGUAGUGAGCAAGCCUCAAAACACAAAUGGUCCUAGAGUGAAAGAUCUUAUUCUGAUGUUUGAAAAGCUUGGAAAAGAAAUCAUCUAUCUUUGCGAAAGGAAGCACGAGGAGAAUAUUCAAAGAGCUCUUCCCGAGAAGGAGAGGGCUUUCACUGAUUAUCUUUCAUCGAAAUUUUCUGAAAUUGCCGACAAUGCCAAUGUGAAGAUUCAAGAAAUGAUCGCCGAACUGGGUCUCGAUCUGCCACUGGAGAAACCGAGAGAGAUCUCUGUUACACAUAUUGAUGAAAACAAUCAAAAGUUCAUUACCGCAGAAAGGGAGAUUAAUGCCAUCCAGAAGGAACAUUUGAGGAGGAAUUUCGACGAAUUUAAUCUUGGAGUUUCUACCAUUCUUGAAAUUUCCGCUAUUGAGACAGCACCCUCAUUCAUCCAACUUGCAGAGAGCCCGGAUGACACAGUCGAAAUUGCGCAUAGUCAUGAAGAAAAUUGCUCUCUCAAGAAAGCACUUGAAGACUCAAGACAAACUCUGGUCAAAUUGAAAGCUGAAAAAGAGGAUGAAAAUGACGUUCUCAAAAGACAAAUUCAACAUUACAAAGUGAUCGCGAAGUCUUGUUCUCGUGUCCGUCGCGGAUUCUACAAUUCUGGACGCCGUUUCUACCAAGAUGGUGAAUUCCAUAACGUCGAAGGCCGCGCUCCAGCCCUGAGAGAGGUGAACGAUCGUCGGAAUGAUGCAUGUCAUAGAGGAGACAUCGCGACCGAUUAUGCGCUGUUCAAGGUUGAUCUGGAUCAUACUGGUUGGAAUGUCACAGGCCAGUAUUAUGUUGAUUUUACCAAUUCGUAUCACGUCACACCUCACGAAUGGGGAAAGAUUUACUCAGUCUCCAGAUCUGAUCCCCACCCGGUUCUUAUUGAGGUCUUGAACAUGAACGCAACCUUAUAUCACUGCUACUCCAACACGAAGUACAGCCAUUGCAAAGCGGAUGACGACCAUUUCAACGAACAAUUCGCAAAGCUUUUCGCUAAAUUCAAGCACCUGUUGGAAAAGAUAGACCAUUCACAAGCGAUCGACCGAUACAAAUACCUGGUGAUUUUUAUCAAGAAUGCCGCGAAAGAGCGGAAGGUUAUGGAGGAAAUAGUUGGAAAAACUAUUGCACGCGAGAGAGCUCGGAACUUCAAUCGAGCCUGAUCAAUUUUUUCACGUAGGCUUUGAAGAAUGAGUCGAUAGAACACAGAAGGCUUUUAAUUAUCGAUGACAAUAUUUUUUAGAUGGUGGAAGUUACUCGGCACAAAGCUGGCAUGCUUUUUUUUCUUCUUUUGUUUAAAUGGAUAGUCCCUAGUUCCUGGAACCAAACCAUUCAUUGCAGCGAACGUACAGACGGCAUGCGUUUUACCACAUUAACUUGUACCGAAUUAGUUUAAUACGAAACAGAAAAUCGAAAUUCAUUCAAAAUGAAACUGCAGAAUAUUAAGGAAGCCCGACUUCCAAACAUAGACACACGCAUGCAUCAACCGUGACUAUUGCCACGGCGAUGAAUUCAGGAUCUCUGGUACCCUAGAUCGGACUUGCCUUCAGAUGUACAUCGAAAAGUCAAUCCUUCUGCUCA